AUGGGUUCUACCAAGGUGGCCAAGGCCAGCGAGAGCAAAUUCUCGACUGCUUUUGGUCGAUAUCGACGGGAGACCGUGAGAGGAGCUGCUCAACAGGUGCACUCUCGAACCCAGGGCGAAAAACGGGUCGUCACGGCAGGGUGCGAAACCAAGAACAAGAAGAUCACCAAGAAAGACACCGAGACAAAAUCAGCUACGAUCAGAGAAAGCCGUUCUGCUGACUGCGUCACUAUCACCACCCAAACUCGAAUCACAAAGACUCGCACGGUCAAAAUCAAACGUGUCGACCUGAAGAUGCCUAAGAGCGAGAAGGCUAAGGCAGGUCAGCGCUUGAUUGGUUGGUACUGA
This is a messenger RNA of Exophiala xenobiotica, 348 nucleotides long. RefSeq lists its product as uncharacterized. The transcript has a single exon. Lineage: Eukaryota; Fungi; Ascomycota; Eurotiomycetes; Chaetothyriales; Herpotrichiellaceae. Bases 1 to 348 code for a protein of 115 amino acids. The record is from RefSeq and is a predicted model, not a curated record.